AUGCUCGCCACACAGUUAAACCAUUUGAUUGAUGAAAACAAACUGGUCAACAAUACUGUAAUCCGCGUUAGGAAACAUGUUUGUAAUAACAUUCAAAAUAAUAAAGUUGUCCUCAUUGUUUUGGAUCUUGAUAUACUUGGGACGGAUGAUUCGUCAGAAGCGGAGAAUUUCGAUGGUGCAAGUCAUCCUGUCAUAGUUAUAAAAGCGGCAAAAAUAUCUGAUUUUAAUGGUCGCUCUUUAUCUGUGAGCCCAACAUCAUCCCUUCUUAUUAGUCCUACAAAUAUUCCUGAAGCUAUACGACUAAAAGGUUGGUAUGAACAUGAAGGUCGCUACUCUAACUUUGAAACCUUCCGUAGUGAAAUGGUUGGAUCUUCAGGAGGAGCAGAUGGUGUAUCUAGUUCAUGUCAAAGCAUCUGUGUGGGAGCUAAUGUAAAAGCAGAUUAUUUCACUUGUAAAGCCACUGUUGUAUUCAUGAAAAAGGAGAAUUUCAUGUAUCAAGCUUGCUCUACUGAAGGAUGUAAUAAGAAGGUGAUUGAUUUAGGCAAUGGGCUAUAUCGAUGUGAAAAAUGUGCUAGGGAAACACCUGAUUGUAAAUGGCGCUUGCUUCUUAUGGCCAAAAUUGCUGACGUCACUGGAGAUUUAUGGGUUACAUGUUUCCAAGACGCUGCUGAAGCUUUACUGGGACAGACAGCUGAAAAGUUGGGCACUAUAAAGUCAACACAAGAUGAAACACAGUUGGAAAAAGUGUUCAUCGAGUCAGCAUUUAACUCAUGGAUAUUUCGUUUACGAGCUAAAGUUGAUCGUUAUAAUGACGAAGAACGUUUACGUGUUGUUGUUGCAGAUGUUAAACCGGUAGAUUUGAUUGAUUAUUCUAGGCGUUUAUUAAAAGCCAUAAAUGAUCUAUCAGCAACUUUAUCUAUUCAGUAA
Schistosoma mattheei is the source of this 927-nucleotide messenger RNA. The record is from the annotation of a GenBank genome assembly. Lineage: Eukaryota; Metazoa; Platyhelminthes; Trematoda; Strigeidida; Schistosomatidae.